UUUAAAGCGAGUCCAAAAGAAAAGCUGGGCCGGUUAUCAUUCCGAACCCCAAAGUGAGUUGUCAUUAUCUGAGACCUGCCACACUCUUGACUAGUAGUACAGGACGACGAAGAGCAUUCUAAUUCUUGCUCACCUUCUACAAAUCAUCGCAUCCUUCAAAUCGAUCUACUUUGCUCUUUCAGAACAACAACGUUUGGAGUUGUCAUCAUGGUGAGGAAGAGGAGAACCGAGCUUCCAAGUGCAGGAGAGAGUUCCGAGUCUCAGGCUGUGCAAGGGACGGCUGCCCAACGUCCACCAGCACAACAGCAACAGCAGCCGCAGCAGCAGCAGGGUGGACGGGGCCGAGGUGGUCAAGGACCACAGGGUGGAAGAGGGUGGGCUCCAAGGGGUGGACCGCGUCCACAGGGUGGGCCACUGGAUCAACCACCGCAAGGGAGAGGGUCGACUCCUAGAGGAACUGCACCGUCUCCGCAAGGUGGGCCUGUGUAUGCUGGUGGACCUUCAAUGACACAGGGUGGGCCACUGGAUCAACCACAGCAAGGGAGAGGGUCGACUCCUAGAGGAACUGCACCGUCUCCGCGAGGUGGGCCUGUGUAUGCUGGUGGACCUUCAAUGACACCAACUCCCGAGCUGCACCAAGCUACACAGGCUCCCCACCCUUCUGAAGUGGGCUCAUCUAGCACCCUACAUGAGGAAAUGGCUCAGCUCUCUGUUCAGAAAGACGAGCCCCCUGUUCAAGCUGCACCUGCUUCUAGCAAAUCACUGAGAUUUCCUUUACGCCCAGGAAAAGGUAGCUUCGGAACAAGGUGCAUUGUUAAGGCCAAUCAUUUUUUUGCUCAACUGCCUGACAAGGAUUUACACCAGUAUGAUGUUACUAUUACCCCUGAAGUGACCUCUCGUGGUGUAAAUCGAGCUGUGAUAGCACAGCUGGUCAAGCUUUAUAAGGUUUCUCAUCUUGGGAAGCGGCUUCCUGCAUAUGAUGGAAGAAAGAGUCUGUAUACAGCUGGCCCUCUCCCUUUUGUCUCAAAAGACUUUAAAAUUACCCUACUUGAUGAAGAUGAUGGGUCAGGUGGCCCCAGGAGAGAGAGGGAGUUCAAAGUUGCAAUCAAGUUGGCUUCACGUGCUGACUUGCAUCACCUAGGAUUGUUUUUGCAGGGAAGGCAAGCUGAUGCUCCACAAGAAGCACUUCAGGUGCUGGAUAUUGUCCUUCGCGAGUUGCCCACUAGCCGGUACACACCCGUGGGCCGAUCGUUCUAUGACCCUCAUCUGGGGCAAAGGCAACCGUUGGGUGACGGGCUGGAAAGUUGGCGUGGCUUCUAUCAGAGCAUACGCCCUACUCAGAUGGGGCUGUCCCUCAAUAUUGAUAUGUCCUCAACUGCCUUCAUUGAGCCCCUGCCUGUAAUUGACUUUGUAACCCAGCUUCUGAACAGGGACGUCUCAGCAAGACCGUUAUCUGAUUCUGAUCGGGUUAAGAUUAAAAAAGCACUAAGAGGAGUCAAGGUUGAAGUUACGCACCGUGGUAACAUGCGUAGGAAGUAUCGCAUAUCUGGGUUAACUGCUCAGGCAACACGAGAACUCAAUUUUCCAGUGGAUGAAAGAGGUACAAUGAAAUCUGUGGUGGAGUACUUCCGCGAGACAUAUGGUUUCGCUAUCCAACACGUACAAUGGCCAUGCCUGCAAGUGGGAAAUACUCAGAGACCGAACUAUUUGCCUAUGGAGGUGUGCAAGAUUGUUGAGGGUCAAAGGUACUCAAAGAGGCUGAAUGAGAGACAAAUUACGGCCCUACUGAAAGUCACCUGCCAGCGUCCUCAGGAUAGAGAGAGGGACAUCCUAAAGACAGUGACUCACAAUAAUUAUGAUAAUGAUGACUAUGCAAAGGAGUUUGGGAUUAAAAUUAGUAGGAACUUGGCCUCUGUUGAAGCUAGGAUACUGCCUCCACCUUGGCUCAAGUACCAUGACACGGGCCGUGAGAAGGACUGUUUGCCUCAAGUAGGUCAAUGGAAUAUGAUGAAUAAGAAAAUGGUUAAUGGGGGGAGAGUUGCCAGCUGGAUAUGCAUAAAUUUCGCCCGCAAUGUGCAAGAUAAUACUGCUCAUACGUUCUGCAAAGAGCUUGCCCAAAUGUGUACUAUUUCUGGCAUGGCAUUUAAUCCAGAUCCCGUGCUUCCAGCACUUAGUGGUCGUCCUGAACACGUGGAGAGGGUGUUGAAAGGUCGUUUCCAUGAUGCCAUGACUAAGCUUCAACCUCAAAAAAGGGAGCUUGAUUUGCUCAUAGUCAUUCUCCCAGACAACAAUGGCUCGCUUUAUGGUGAUCUGAAACGAAUCUGUGAGACCGAACUUGGGAUUGUUUCUCAGUGUUGUCUGACAAAACAUGUGUUUAAGAUGAGUAAGCAGUACCUGGCAAACGUUGCUUUGAAGAUUAAUGUGAAGGUUGGAGGAAGGAACACGGUCCUUCGUGAUGCAAUCUCAAGGAGAAUCCCUAACGUCAGCGAUGUUCCUACUAUCAUCUUUGGGGCUGAUGUUACACAUCCCCACCCGGGGGAAGAUUCAAGCCCCUCAAUUGCAGCUGUUGUUGCUUCUCAGGAUUGGCCUGAGAUAACAAAGUAUGCUGGAUUGGUUUGUGCACAAGCCCACCGCCAAGAACUUAUCCAAGAUCUAUUCAAGGAAUGGCAAGACCCAAACAAAGGCAAAAUGUCUGGCGGCAUGAUCAAGGAGCUCCUCAUAUCUUUCCAUAGAGCAACUGGGCAAAAGCCACAACGAAUUAUUUUCUAUAGGGAUGGGGUGAGUGAAGGCCAGUUUUAUCAAGUUCUACUUUAUGAGCUUGAUGCGAUUCGUAAGGCAUGUGCAUCACUGGAGCCAAAUUAUCAGCCUCCGGUAACAUUUGUGGUGGUGCAAAAACGUCAUCACACCAGGUUAUUUGCCAACAGCCAUCAAGAUCGCAAUUCUACUGACAGGAGCGGAAAUAUUCUGCCAGGCACGGUUGUGGAUUCCAAGAUAUGUCAUCCUACAGAGUUUGAUUUCUACCUGUGCAGCCAUGCUGGCAUUCAAGGUACUAGCCGCCCAGCCCAUUACCAUGUGCUCUGGGAUGAGAACAAGUUUCAAGCUGAUGCUCUACAGACGCUAACAAAUAAUCUCUGCUACACAUAUGCAAGGUGCACACGUUCUGUCUCCAUUGUACCACCGGCCUACUAUGCUCAUCUCGCUGCCUUUCGAGCGCGCUUUUACAUGGAGGCGGACACAUCAGACAGUGGUUCUAUGACUAGUGGUCGUGGGAUGCAGCAGGGCGGAAGGACCACACGUGUGCCAGGGUCUAAUGCUGCGGUUAGACCACUCCCUGCCCUCAAGCCGAAUGUCAAGCGUGUUAUGUUUUACUGUUAAAAUUUCAUCUCCCUAGACCCUAAUGCUGCGUUAAAAUAACAUCACACCCUCUCUAGGCUCUACAAAUAGCUUUUGCUAUAAGUGGGAUUCUAUUGGGUUUGUUUGCUUUGCUUUGUUACCCUACUUGUGUGUGCACUCUGUUUUCAAACUUUAAACCUCUGAAUCUUCUUGUUUGAUGACUAUCUUGUGGUUUAUUAAUGUCUCUUUGUGUUUUUA
Messenger RNA from Helianthus annuus (common sunflower), 3591 nucleotides. RefSeq names its product protein argonaute 1. Bases 208 to 3375 code for a protein of 1055 amino acids. The record is from RefSeq and is a predicted model, not a curated record. Gene Ontology annotation, molecular function: protein binding; RNA binding. Lineage: Eukaryota; Viridiplantae; Streptophyta; Magnoliopsida; Asterales; Asteraceae. Gene Ontology annotation, cellular component: cytoplasm. Gene Ontology annotation, biological process: regulatory ncRNA-mediated post-transcriptional gene silencing. The transcript is spliced from 21 exons.